UUCUUCGGUUCCGGAAGUAGCCCAUUGUACUUCCUCUGUCGAGAAACGUGGUAGCUUAGCGUGUGGUAUGUCUCUGGUGUAGACCGUUUCUUAGUGUAUUCUGUUAUUUUUCUGGUUCUUUUUCAUCAUGACGGAGGAGAAGCAGAGCGGGACGCUGCUCGCCCUAAACCCCAGUGAAGAGGCUGAGUUUCAGAAAAAAGUGCAGCAAGUAAAAAAGCGACAGAAAUCGGCUUUAACUCCAGGAGUGGUGUACGUAGGCCACCUUCCCCAGUCUCUCGCUGAGCCACAGCUCAGAGCAUACUUCUCUCAGUUUGGCAAAAUCCUGCGCUUGAGGCUUUCCAGAAGUAAAAGGACUGGCCGGAGUAAAGGCUAUGGCUUUGUGGAGUUUGAAUGUGAUGAAGUGGCCAAGAUUGUGGCAGAGACCAUGGACAACUACCUCAUGGGCGAAAGGCUGAUCAAAUGUCAAGUGUUGCCACCUGAAAAAGUCCAUGAAAAGCUCUUUGUCGGUUCUCAGAAAAUGUUUAAGAAGCCCAGCCGGCCAGCGGUUUCACGUUAUAAUAAAGAACAUGGCACAGAGGAGAUUAAGAAACUUACCGAAAAGCUCCUACGCAAAGAAUCAAAGCUUCGCAAGAGACUAGCGGAAAGGGGCAUCGACUAUGAAUUUCCAGGAUUUAUAGCUCAAGUUCCAGCAAAGAAAGCUUUGUCAGAGGCUGAUGCAUCUGUCUGCAGUGAGGACUCCACACCGGUUUGUACACCUUCAGUCCUGGAGAGGAGACGGUCUAUUAAAGUCAAGGAGGAUGAUGUAGAUGAUGAAAUUGUUCUCAAAGUUCCACCACAGAACAUUGAAAACUCUGAUGAGGAGGAUGAGGAGGAAGGCUCAGAAGAGGAAGAUGAUGACGAGGAAGGUUCAGAAGAGGAAGAUGGGGGUGAUGAGGAAGGCUCAGAAGAUGAAGAGUCCCAUUCUGAUGAGGACUGAGCCUCUUUUGAAGAUGGACUCAAGAGCUUUAAUCAUGUAAAGGGGCUUAAAUAUAAAGUGUAGAGUUGUAUUUGGACAUUUCUUUGUUCCUCUGUGAAAUUGAGAGGAGUUUCUGUCACAGCUGAUAUCUUGGCCUGAUGUAUGGACCAAUGAACUGUCAGUAUGUUUUUUGUAAAUAUCUGAUUGGGGGCUGUUUUUAUGCAGAUGUGUUUUCUGGCUAUUUCUUGGAUGUGGAUUAUCAGCUCAAUUUUGUUGAAGCAGUGUAAUGCUCUUAUUCAAAAGCAAUGUUAAAUCACAUUUUUAAUGUAAUGUUUCUUGCUUUGAGACUAUGCAAUACAACAGUAAACUAA
Molecule: messenger RNA, 1326 nt
Organism: Silurus meridionalis
Lineage: Eukaryota; Metazoa; Chordata; Actinopteri; Siluriformes; Siluridae
Gene: nifk
Product: nucleolar protein interacting with the FHA domain of MKI67
Exons: 6
Coding region: 128-976 (282 amino acids)
Biological process (GO): maturation of LSU-rRNA from tricistronic rRNA transcript (SSU-rRNA, 5.8S rRNA, LSU-rRNA)
Cellular component (GO): nucleolus
Molecular function (GO): RNA binding
Source: RefSeq, a predicted model, not a curated record